This is a messenger RNA of Ostreococcus tauri, 1659 nucleotides long. RefSeq names its product Sodium/sulphate symporter. Gene Ontology annotation, cellular component: membrane. The transcript has a single exon. The coding region runs from base 1 to 1659 and encodes 552 amino acids. The record is from RefSeq and is a predicted model, not a curated record. Gene Ontology annotation, molecular function: transmembrane transporter activity. NCBI's taxonomy places the organism in Eukaryota, Viridiplantae, Chlorophyta, Mamiellophyceae, Mamiellales, Bathycoccaceae. Gene Ontology annotation, biological process: transmembrane transport.
AUGUCGAGCGCGACGACGGCGCGCGCGAUCGGCGUCACCGCGCGCGCGCGCGGGCGACGAUGGGCGGGCGACGAUGGGCGCGCGACGACGCGAUGGGCGCGAACGACGACGGGCGAGACGGUGGACGCGCGAUGGGAAGGACGGGCGAUGGCGCGCGGGAGAGACGGCGCGGGGCGGAAGAUGGACGUGCGCGCGCGCGCGACGUCCGCGCCGGUGGUGCGCGCGAGCGCGAGGGCGUUCGAGUGGAAGGGUGCGGCGCUGAAACCGCUCGCGGCGUCCGUGGCGGUGGGACUGGCGAUCAAUUUCGUCGUCCCGCGUCCCGAGGCGGUGGUGCCGCAGGCGUGGGCGUUGCUCGCGAUUUUUUUGUCCACGAUCUCGGGUUUGGUGCUCUCGCCCUUGCCGGUGGGCGCGUGGGCGUUCGUCGGGUUGACGACGGCGGUGGUGACGGGGACGCUGAGCUUUCAAAACGCGUUCGCGGCGAUGACGAAUGAUGUCAUCUGGCUCAUCGUCCUCGCGUUUUUCUUCGCCAGAGGAUUCGUGCGCACGGGGUUGGGAGAUCGCGUGGCGACCAUGUUCGUUCGAGCGCUCGGGAAGAGCACGCUCGGGUUGUCGUACGGCUUGACCAUCUCCGAAGCCAUCCUCGCGCCGGCGAUGCCGUCGACGACGGCGCGCGCGGGCGGGGUCUAUCUCCCCAUCAUCACCUCUCUCGCGAAGCAAGCGGGCUCGGAGCCGGGUCCGACGGCGAACAAGCUUGGGUCGUUUUUGAUCCAGACGCAGUUGCAAUCGAGCGGCCACUCGAGCGCAAUGUGCAUGACGGCGGCGGCACAAAACUUGCUCUCACUCAAGCUCGCGGCGUCGCUCGGUGUGGUCAUCGCCUCGCCGUGGAUCUCUUGGUUCAAGGCGGCGUGCGUGCCGGCGAUCAUCGGUUUGCUCGUCACCCCGCUCUUAGUGUACAAGCUGUACCCGCCAGAGGUCAAGGACACGCCCGAGGCUCCGGCUGAGGCGGCGAGAAAGCUCAAAGAACUCGGCCCGCUCUCGCAGGAUGAACUCAUGGUGGUUAUCACGAUGGCCAUCACCGUCUUCAUGUGGAUCUUCCAACCGUUCGGCAUCAAGCCGGUCGUCGCGGCGAUGCUCGGUAUGUCGCUUCAGCUCGUCUCUGGCGUCAUCACGUGGGCCGAGUGCCUGAAUGAAAAGGGCGCUUGGGACACCCUUUUGUGGUUCGCCGUCCUCAUUGGCAUGUCCGCCCAGCUCAACGCGCUCGGUUUCAUUGAUUACCUCUCCUCCACCGUCGCCGGCGCGCUCACGGCGGCCAACUUGGCGUGGCCGCAAGUGAUGCUCAUCCUCCACGGUUGCUACUUCGCCAUCCACUACUUGUUCGCCUCGCAAACCGCGCAAGUCGCGGCGUUGUCCACGGCGUUCAUGGCGAUGAUGAUGGCCUCCGGUGCGCCGCCCGUACUCGUCGGCCUCACCAUGGCGUUCCACACCAACCUCUUUGGCGCCAUCACGCACUACGCGAGCGGUCAAUCCGCGUGCUACUACGGCGCCGGCUUCGUCGAGCUCAAGGAUUACUUCCGCUUGGGCGCGAUCUGCGGCGUUGUCAACGUCCUUAUCUGGGGCAUCUUCGGCGGUCUCUGGUGGAAGGCGAUCGGAUUGUAUUAA